This is a messenger RNA of Macadamia integrifolia, 1638 nucleotides long. Its product is annotated as ethylene-responsive transcription factor TINY-like. The transcript has a single exon. Gene Ontology annotation, molecular function: DNA-binding transcription factor activity; DNA binding. NCBI's taxonomy places the organism in Eukaryota, Viridiplantae, Streptophyta, Magnoliopsida, Proteales, Proteaceae. Gene Ontology annotation, biological process: regulation of DNA-templated transcription. The coding region runs from base 510 to 1292 and encodes 260 amino acids. The record is from RefSeq and is a predicted model, not a curated record.
AGGGUCGGUUGAGGGUCGCUUUGAAGGUGCACGUAUCCCCCUCUCCCUCUUCCUCCUCUUCGUCCUCCUCUGCUCUCCACUUUUAAAACCCUCUCAUUCUCUACCCACUUUCUCAUUCUCCCUCUCUUCUUCCAUGUUGAUCUCUGCUCUCACCCUUUACAAAUUAAUGGUUUAGCUCUCAUUGGUCUCUUCCUCUUCUCCCCUUCCACCUCUCUGCUUCAAAGUCAAAAGCAAAACCUCCAAUCAGUCCAAGCUGAAGAAAGAAGACAAAUAAAUUUGUUUCUUCUAUCUUUUCACUCUCUCUUCCUCUGUUUCUCUGGUGAUCCUUGAUUUCUGGCUUUUUUCCUGCAUUGACAAUGUUAGUUUCGAAACUGCAAGUCUUCUAUAUUAACUCACAAUGCGAAAAUAGUUGAAAGAAGUUUCGAUUCUUCAUAAAUACUGUGAAAUUGAGACCAAUUGGUUGGUGGGUUUUUAAGUUCCUACCCAAUUUCAGAAGAAAUCCUCUGGCAAUGGCAGAACCAUUGAACUCAGAAGCAGAGAGCAGUGGCCACUCUUUCACAUCAUCUCCAUCUUCUCCUCCUUCACCUGGUUCAUCUCAAUCUCUUCUCAAACCAGUCUUAGACCCAUCAUCUAAACUGACCAAAUUACAAGACACAGAAGAGAAGAAGAAAUCUAAAAGGACAAGAGAUUGCAGCAGCAGCAGCAGCAGUAGCAACAGCAACAACAGCAGCAACAGCAAAUACCCUGUUUACAGAGGAGUUCGAAUGCGAAAUUGGGGCAAAUGGGUAUCUGAAAUUAGAGAGCCUCGCAAGAAAUCAAGGAUCUGGCUUGGCACAUUCCCAACACCUGAAAUGGCCGCCAGAGCCCACGACGUCGCCGCCUUAAGCAUCAAAGGUAAUUCAGCGAUUCUCAAUUUCCCAGAACUCUCUGGAUCGUUACCAAGGCCAGCAAGUCUAUCUCCUCGUGAUAUUCAAGCUGCAGCAGCCAAAGCAGCUGCCAUGGACAAAUUUGAUGCUCCAACUUCAUCUUCCUCGUCAUCUUCAUCAUUGUCUUCGUCAUCGUUGGGGUCGACAUCAGAUGAAUUGAGCGAGAUUGUGGAGUUACCUCGACUAGGAACGAGCUUAGACAACUCCCCCCAGUGCCAAAAUGAUUUCUUACUCGACUCUGUUGAUGGGUGGCCGUAUCCGCCGCCGUGGUUGCCUAGCCCUGACGAUUGUGUUUACUUUUCCGAUCAUGUUCCGGUGCUGGAGAGUGUAACAAGUGGGUUUGAAGCUUUACUUUGGGAUUACUAGUUGGAACCUGAUGGUGUGUCCUUCAUCCUUUCUCUGUAUUUAUCUUCUCUGUUUAAUCUUUAGUCCUCUUUAAUUUUUCUUUGAAGGGCUAAAAACUUGAAAAAAAUCCUCCCUCUCUCUCUCUCUCUCUCUCUCUCUCUUUCUUUCUGUCCGUUCCCUCUUCACUGAAAUCGACUGUACAGUUUUAGCAAGGAAAGAGGAAAUAUGUCAGAAGCUGUCUUAGUCAGUUGGUUUUAGUCUUUUCUCUCUCUAAAAAAGAGAGACUUUUAUUAGAUUGUGUGGUUGUGAUAUUUUCUUGAGCAAAGCUUUCAGUUUCCAUUAAUAAACACUUUGAAGCUUCUCUCUC